GCAAGUCUCUUAACUUCCGGUUUAGGCUGCUAGCUCUAGCCGAUGCUCUACACAUGCUUACUUUUUCAGAGCCGGCUGACUGAGCAAGGACCGAGAAACUGAUGAGGACUUACUAAUGGAAAUGGAUGAUAAUCGCCUACAGACCUCUGGCUGUGACACAAGAUGGUCACAGCAACUGUCAGGCCUUCCUCACAAGCUCCUGCAGCGCCUGAUGCCUUUCCAAAGGGAGGGAGUGGAGUUUGCUUUAUCUAAGAAUGGACGAUGUAUGAUCGCUGAUGAGAUGGGUCUUGGGAAGACAGUGCAGGCCAUUGCGGUGGCGUACGCCUUCCGGCAAGAGUGGCCCCUCCUUGUGGUGGUGCCUUCGUCCCUGAAAUAUCCCUGGAUCGAGGAGCUGGAGAGGUGGAUCCCCGAGCUGCAGCCCGGAGACAUCAACCUGGUGGAGAAUAAGAGCCACACCAUGGGUAUCAGCAGCAGUAAAGUGACAGUGCUGGGUUAUGGCCUGCUCACCACAGAUGCACGCCCCCUGGUGGAGGCUCUGAGCAGGCAGCGGUUCGCUGUGGUCGUGGUGGACGAGUCACAUUAUCUCAAAUCCAGGAACACGGCGAGGACUAAGAUUCUGGCGCCUCUCAUUCAGAGUGCCAAACGGGCCAUCCUGCUCACCGGUACCCCGGCCCUGGGUCGGCCUGAAGAGCUUUUCAUGCAGAUCGAUGCCCUCUACCCCAAGAUGUGCGGAACCUGGACUGACUACGCCAAGAAAUACUGCAAUGCCCAUUAUAGGUACUUUGGGCCUCGCAGGCAGUGGGACUGUCGCGGGGCGUCCAACCUGGAGGAGCUGCACAAGCGGCUGAGCCAGAUCAUGAUCCGUCGCCUCAAGGCUGAGGUGCUCACUCAGCUGCCCCCCAAAAUCCGCCAGCGUAUCCCCUUCGACCUGCCUAAGGAGGCUGCAAAGGAGGCCUCAGCCAGCUUCGCCGAGUGGGAAAGACUGAUGAAGGGACUGGGGUCGUCGGGGGUCGUCACAACAGACAAUCCCUUCACUCAGGUCAUGGGCCUGGUCACACAGAUGUACAAGCAAACAGCUAUUGCCAAGGCGGGAGCUGUGAAGGACUACAUUAAGAUGAUGCUGGAGGCAGAGCAGCUGAAGUUCUUGGUGUUCGCCCACCACCUCACCAUGCUGCAGGCCUGCACCGAGGCCGUCAUCGAGGCCAAGGCUGGUUAUAUCCGUAUCGACGGCAGUGUCCCAUCCUCAGAACGAAUCCAGCUGGUCCACAAGUUUCAGAGUGACCCAGAGACACGAGUGGCCGUCCUGAGCAUCCAGGCAGCCGGUCAGGGUUUGACCUUCACCGCUGCUAGCCACGUGGUAUUUGCCGAGCUCUACUGGAACCCCGGCCACAUCAAGCAGGCUGAAGACCGAGCCCACCGCAUCGGACAAACGUCCUCGGUCAACGUGCAUUACCUCAUCGCCAAGGGCACCUUCGACACCGUCAUGUGGUCCAUGCUCAAUAGGAAGGAAACAGUGACCGGAAGCACACUGAAUGGCAGGAAGGAAUACCUGAAGGCCGACGAGGGCGACAAGGACAAGUGGGAGUUCCUCAGCUUUGCCGACGCGUGGGAGCCGAGUGAGAUGGUGCUGCCGCUGCAGGGAAACGCGGGAAAUGUCAAAGAUGACGUGUUCUUCACUCACUUUGAGAAAGAGAAGCAGCACGACAUUCGGGCCUUCUUCUCUCCCAGCGCCAGCAAGGAGAAGAAGAGGAAGAGAUUAGAAGGUGAGGAAACAUCUCCAUCCAUCUCCUCGGAGACUAGUGCGUCACCAACUGGCGCUGGAACGGACUCUGAAAAAAGCGAGGAGAAAAAGUCUUGUCCCCAAACCUCUGCCCCACCCGACCAGGACUUCUCCCCCCAACUGAAGAGGCUCCGGACGCCGCAGCCCAGCCCGAGCACCAGGUCCCAAUUCGGGGGGAAGCGGAGGUCGACGGCUGGGAAGGCAGGCUCCGGCAGCCCAAGCGCCCAGGCCUUCUUCAUGGCCCCGAGGAAGCUGUCGGAGCCCGACCCUCCAACUGAGACAUGGAGCUGUGGGGCCUGCACCUACUCCAACAGCAGCCUGUUGCCUUAUUGCGAGAUGUGCGAGUUCCCACGCUCUUCUUCUGGCAACAGCUCAGUUCUGUACCUCAGUAAAGACGAGGUGGCCCAGGCCUCCCUGAGCAGGGCCCAGCAGGACGGAGGCAGCGUCCGACUGGUCGCCACGGAAAAAUUGUUCACGAAGAGGAGGUCUGCUGCUUCACUGACACCACCUGCUUCAGAGAGGCAGGACAAGGAGUCCUGUAAGACAGUGGAGGAUCAGCCAUCAUCAGAGUCCGGCUACCUGCAGGCGGUGGACAGCGAGGGUGUCCCCCUGUGUCUGUCCUGCCAGAAGGCCUGCUCUACCACCGGGGGGGCCUGGGACACUCGAUUCUGCAGCCACAGGAAGUGCUUCAACUUAAACUGCAACUCCCGUAUAACAUCUCUCAUGCAAACAGAUCUUGUCCUUUACGAUAUCACUGACCCAGGUGAUUUGAUAUUGGGUAAUGUAACCAGCAUUCUCUACCUGUGUCUCUGCAGGCAGGACAAGGAGUCCUGUAAGACAGUGGAGGAUCAGCCAUCAUCAGAGUCCGGCUACCUGCAGGCGGUGGACAGCGAGGGUGUCCCCCUGUGUCUGUCCUGCCAGAAGGCCUGCUCUACCACCGGGGGGGCCUGGGACACUCGAUUCUGCAGCCACAGGUGCCAGGAUGAGUUCCAGUUGCGAUCCAGUCAGACAUAUAUGCGCUCGCGGGUGCUGGAGGCAGAGCAGGGCAUCUGUCAGCACUGCGGCCUCCAUGCACACGACUUAUUCCUGAAGGUCCGUGACGCCCCGCCCUCCCAGCGCAAGGACAUGCUGGAGAACACUUGGCUCACCCAGCUGUCACUCAAACAGCUGAAUGAGAUGAUCCGCGCUCCGGUCGAAGGGGAUUUCUGGCAGGUCGACCACAUCCGGCCGGUCUACAGCGGAGGAGGACAGUGCUCUCUGGACAACCUGCAGACGCUCUGCACCGUCUGCCACAAAGCCAGGACGGCUCAACAAGCCAAACAACGGAGCCAGAUGAGGAAGAGCGCUGCAGCCUCCAAGGUUGCGUCAGACAUCAGCAGGUUCUUCUUCAGGAAAUGAAAGGGAGGUUUAGUAAGGGUUGUAUAGGUGUAAAAUUUCCUGAAUCAAAUUGUUGAAUCCUUGCUGGCGUGAUUUCUAAAGAUGCCUCGUGAUUCUUCAAGGACAAAACUCGAAUUCAUGUAUCAGAAAUGCCAUUGACCCUUUAAGAUUAGGAUAAAAGGCCGGAUUCCCUUUGAAUUUCUCAAAGAAUGGUACUUUUCUUUUACCUCUCAUUCCGAUGAUGCUAGUGAUGUCCUGUUGGUCUCUACUGUAGCUGGUGGUGAUUUACCUACAAAAUAGUGACGACUGCAUCAAAUGCAAAUUCAGCCAGCCCCCCUUUUGUCCCCGAAACGUCACACUUGCGGUAGUUUUGAUUUAUGACGGCCUCCUUUUCGCUCGAGGCUGAAAUGGAGCAGGUUGUUUAGAGAGAUGCUGCUAUUUUAAGAUUUUGCAAACUUGGUGAAAAGUAGCAGGUGAGAGAUGAAUUAGGGGCUUUGUGAUUAAAACUACCCGGCAGAAAACCCAACCAAGUGUCCUCAUUGGCGCCCUCAACAAGUGCCGCCUUGUAAACCUUACUUUCUGAAAGAAAGAUCAACGCUCCCUUGUGAAAUAAAAACCUAUUUUCAUCUA
Molecule: messenger RNA, 3787 nt
Organism: Micropterus dolomieu (smallmouth bass)
Lineage: Eukaryota; Metazoa; Chordata; Actinopteri; Centrarchiformes; Centrarchidae
Gene: zranb3
Product: zinc finger, RAN-binding domain containing 3
Exons: 20
Coding region: 116-3178 (1020 amino acids)
Biological process (GO): DNA repair; replication fork processing
Cellular component (GO): nuclear replication fork
Molecular function (GO): ATP binding; zinc ion binding; nucleic acid binding
Source: RefSeq, a predicted model, not a curated record